UAUCAAAUAAUAGUCAAAUACCUGAAGGAUUACCAGUAAUUAAUGAGCACUUUAAAAUUAUCGAACACAAGAUCAACAUUUCCUCCACUACUGAAGCAAAAAAUUAUAUAGACGAAUUCACCGUAGGAAAUGAGGCUGGUGGUAUUGGAUGGGAAGAAUAUACCAAAGUUUCUCCUGCAGCAGCGAAAAAAGCGUUAAUGUAUAAACAAGUGCUUAAAGAUGCAUUAGAUAAUGGUAUAUCAUUUAGUAUGCCAGGUUUUACCGCUUAUGUUGGUUAUUUAUGA
Messenger RNA from Funneliformis geosporum, 284 nucleotides. Lineage: Eukaryota; Fungi; Glomeromycota; Glomeromycetes; Glomerales; Glomeraceae. The record is from the annotation of a GenBank genome assembly.